CCCCGAUCAGUUCAUUAUGUGCAGCUGUGCGCGCGCCCCCGCCCCGCUGACCACGCGGAGAGGAGAGAGACGCGCGCGAUGUUCCAGCUUCAGAUGGACGACUGCCUGCUUCAUGGAGACCCGUCUCAGCUGGUCUGCCUGCUCCACCAGGAAGGCCUGAGCAGCUCCACCCUCACCGGGCUGCACCACCUGGUCACCAAGGAGCUGUGCAGCGGCGGGUUCUGUAGGGUUCUAGUGGUGCUGAAAGCUUUGUCGACGCUGUCGGAGAACAAAGACGACCUGCAGACUCUGCUCAGCCUCGGCCUGACUGCUAAGGUGGUGCUGUGGUUCUCGGCUGUUCAUGACCUGCUGACCACUGACCUGCAGCAAGGCUCCGCCCCUCUGCUCAGCCUCACAGAGGAGUUCUUCAACUACUUCCUGCUGAUGGGCCAAGGUUCUCUCCCAGUGGACCAGCUGUCGGUGGUUCUGCUCCAGCUGGCCCGCACGGCUCUGGAGGCAGGAGUCCACUUCCCGCUGAGACUGGAGGCCGUCAGAACCUUCAACAGCAUCCUGGAGUUCCUGAGCCGCCAGCAGAGGAGGCGGAUCCAGAACGACCAGAACCAGAUGCGGAUACUGUCUCAGGUGGCAGCUGCCGUUCUGACGGUUGGAGACUACGAAAUGCAGGUGAGCCUGGUGGAGGUGCUGUGCCGCCUGACGCCGCGCAGGGAGCGGCAGCAGAGAGCCAAUCAGUGGUUCUCCAACAGGAACGUCGGCGCCGCCUUCUGUGACAUCAGAGACGCCGACUUUGAGGUGGACUCCAGGCGCUUCCUAAACUUCCUCAACUGCUGCCAUUCAGGCCAGAGGAGGGUUUACAGUUUCCCCUGCCUGCAAGCGUUCCUCAGCUCCACUCAGCUGUUCCGACCCAAAGACGAGAAACUCAACGAGUUCUGGAUCGACUUCAACGUCGGUUCCACAUGUGUGAGCUUUUUCAUCGACGAUCCUCAGAGCUUCCUGUGGGAGUCGGUCCACCUGCCGAAGGAGGAUGUGGAUUAUUACAACCUGCAGGUGAAGAACAACGAGACGGUCCUCAGCAUCAGGCUGACCAAUCCCAUCAUGCACCUGGACAUCAGAGGUCACCUGGUGGAGCUGACCUUCACCGCGGAACACCACAGAGAGCUGCAGGAGGCUGCGUGGAACGUCUUCAAUAGAGCAGCGAGUUCUGCCGGUGAAGACGGAGCGGGCCAGAACCCCCCCUCUGAGAACAGGCGCCCGGGCCGGUUCUACAGCCGCAAGAGAACGCCGAGCAAGAGUCAGCUGAAGAUUCUGCCGCUGUCGUCUCCCAGCAGCGAGGACGAGUCCCCCCCACAGGCGGCAGCCUCAAACCGGGCCGAGGUUCUGUUCGACCGGAUCCGCCACUCCAGCCCCACCUGCAGCUCCGCCGUCCUGCCGCCGUUCGAUCCCGCCGCCGGUCCUCAGGCUCAGCCAGCACACCUGGAGGGGCCGCCGUCAGGUGACGCUCAGGGGGCGGAGCUUCAGCCUGAGGACGCCGACCAGGGGAGGAGCUCUAAGAAGGAAGGUCUGAGGAGGAGAGAAGCAGCAGAUACAGGGUACCUGUCAGACCUGACCGAGGAGCCGACGCCCCUGAAGAGAAAGGCGGAGCCUCUGCAAAGCUGGGAGGAGUCAUGCUCACCGAUAAAAGGGAGUGGUCAGGCUGCAGAGGAGGCUCCUCCCAGUGAGGGGGUGUGGCCGGAUGUGACGGAGCAGAAGGCGGAGCCUGAGUCCCUGCUGGCGUGUGACAUCACGGCUGCGUUUGCGUCCUUCAAAGCCCAGCUGGAGCGGCGCUUCACGGACUGCUGGCAGAAAGCUGAGGCUGAGGUCCAAGGCUCCCUGAGAGACUGCCAGCUACGCGUGUCCUCGCUGCUCACAGCCGUCCAUCAGCACAGGUUGUUGCUGCUGCAGCAGUUUCAAAACAGCGUCACAGAGCAGCUGAAGCAGCUGGAAGAAAACUGCGACAAGCUGAACUCCAUAAACUCUCAGAUUCAGACCCUCUUCCACUCUAAGAUGGAGCACCUGAGUUCGUUCUGUGAGGAACAUCUGAAAAGGCUGGAGACUGUGGAACCUGACCAGUUGAAAACAGCAUGUUCAUCCAGCCAGUAGAGAAGAGGCCACUCACGCAGAUCAGAAGAGACACUCACAUGUUCUUGUGUUUAAUAGCUGAGGAGGAGAACCUCCAGGAUCUUCUCACUAAACUGAUCCUUUUG
Molecule: messenger RNA, 2240 nt
Organism: Fundulus heteroclitus (mummichog)
Lineage: Eukaryota; Metazoa; Chordata; Actinopteri; Cyprinodontiformes; Fundulidae
Gene: sycp2l
Product: synaptonemal complex protein 2-like
Exons: 25
Coding region: 79-2136 (685 amino acids)
Source: RefSeq, a predicted model, not a curated record